UUUUGACUGACUGAACUCCAGGUCACGCAAGAUGAACCCUGAAUACGACUACUUGUUUAAAUUGCUCCUGAUCGGGGACUCUGGCGUCGGAAAGUCGUGUUUGCUGCUUCGAUUUGCCGACGAUACCUACACAGAAUCGUACAUCUCCACCAUUGGCGUCGAUUUCAAAAUCCGCACGAUUGAACUGGACGGCAAGACAAUCAAGCUCCAAAUCUGGGAUACAGCAGGCCAAGAGCGCUUCCGCACCAUCACGAGCAGCUACUACCGCGGCGCCCAUGGCAUCAUCGUCGUGUACGACGUGACAGACCAAGAAUCGUUCAACAACGUGAAGCAGUGGCUACACGAAAUUGACCGUUAUGCGUGCGAGAACGUCAACAAGUUGUUGGUGGGGAACAAGAGCGAUUUGACGGCCAAGCGCGUCGUGAGCACAGACGCCGCGAAGGAAUUUGCUGAGAGCUUGGGCAUUGAGUUUUUGGAAACCUCUGCCAAGAACGCCGCCAACGUUGAAAAGGCGUUCAUGAUGAUGGCCGCUCAAAUCAAGAAGCGCAUGGCGAACGCCCCCGUGGUCUCGAAGCCCGCUAUCUCGUUGGGCCCCGGCAAGGACGUCGGUUCCAAGUCGGGCUCGUGCUGCUAAGCGAAUUGGUACCACCAGGAUCUGAAGGCUUUUCCCUGCGACUUCGAAACUCUUGUAGUAGUUGGGGAUUAUUUUAUAUCUUUCAAUAGUUUUGCAUGUUUCCUUGGCAAUACUAUACACUGCUGCCGCGUGA
Molecule: messenger RNA, 767 nt
Organism: Aphanomyces invadans
Lineage: Eukaryota; Oomycota; Saprolegniomycetes; Saprolegniales; Verrucalvaceae
Product: Ras-like GTP-binding protein YPT1
Exons: 4
Coding region: 32-634 (200 amino acids)
Molecular function (GO): GTP binding; GTPase activity
Source: RefSeq, a predicted model, not a curated record